Messenger RNA from Puccinia graminis f. sp. tritici CRL 75-36-700-3, 1432 nucleotides. RefSeq lists its product as uncharacterized. Lineage: Eukaryota; Fungi; Basidiomycota; Pucciniomycetes; Pucciniales; Pucciniaceae. The transcript is spliced from 5 exons. The record is from RefSeq and is a predicted model, not a curated record. The coding region runs from base 325 to 900 and encodes 191 amino acids.
UGAUGGUUGGCUUCCCCCCUUUUCUAACUGAUGAGUACAGAUAUCUUCCCAGAAACCACACUUCAAACAUCAGCUUCUCAAACCAUGGCAACGGGCUUUGGAGUCUUCCUUGACCACCUCAAGCAAGUGGAUCAGGAUACGGAAUAUAGGAUAUGGGAGCCUUGCGUGAUCAACCAAGACCAACAUCUCAUUUCAACCUCAAGUCAAAAAAUAAAAAAACGACCGGGCAUCAGAAAACAAACCCACUAAUCCGCUCACCCGCGUUAUCCCUUCCAAACGGCAAAUCUCACUUUCUUUCCGUCAUUCGUCGAGCUCGUCGUCCUAAUGUUAUCUCAUGAUCGUGCCAUCGUCAUCCUGGAGGCUCUACUCGCUUUCUGGUUCUUUCAAUUAGCCGGAUCGACUCAGCCGGAAUUAGUUAAACGAGUCUCUGACCCGAUGGCAAUACCUGACCCGCCGCAGAAACCAGUAGUGUGGACGAAUAUUCACUGCGGCGAUGAGUUCGGCUCCUACAGGCCCGCCGACCCUCUGCUUAGGUCAUGUACCGACUAUGGACUGAGGAAGUACUCUUGUGACACAAGCCAAUGUCACAUGGGAACCGCAUACGAUUCUCCUAAAACUGGCCCUCUCAAUCAACUGUUGUAUUUCAGAGGUUGUCACAAGCUCGGUACCAAGGACCAGACGACAUACCUCGUUUACGCUUAUUCAUACCUUGCGCGCAACAAGAAAGGAUUUUUGAUCGCCCUUGGUUUUGCGAUUGGAGACAUGACCGAGACCGUGUACAGUUUCAAAUGUCCUUGGGAUGACAACUCAGCCCGGAACAACAGGAGAGUCUGGUGUGAUAAAUGUUAUCAGUCUCAAGAUUCUCAAAUAAAGAAGCCUCCACGGCCUACUAUAAUUUGAAAACUCACUGCACAGCUUUCUUGAGUUUCCCCACCAUAUCUAGGACAUUUCAUAGGUUAUAUGAGCUACCUCUUUGAUCGGUAUAUUCCCCUUAUCUUUUUGGUUUGAGUCCACCUCAGUUGGACUCGGAGGAUAGUCAUAUCUGUCACAAAGUGCUUUCAUUUCUCAGAAACUGAACACUUAAACAAAACAGCGCAUGAAUGUAUCUUUGAAGAAUAUGGAGCAAAAUCCCCACCUGACCACAAUGAAACAAAUUCCUCAAACAAAUGCAUCAUUUUUGUAGAUAGACACACAUAUAUGUAUACAACCUAGAGAACAUUCAGCUAUCUCUUUUCCCUCUUUUUCCAACUACAAUCUACCUCUUUAUUUAGUUCUCUUCCACAUAUAUCUUGCAAUAGCUGCUUAACAAAAUUCAAGGCUACACACUCCGGUCCCCAGUUUAGGAAGAAAAAAAACUGAAAACAUUUCUGUCCAAAGAUUGCACUGUUUCUGAGAAGUGUCACGUUUGUAAAAAAUAAUGGCUUUGUUAACA